Messenger RNA from Stereum hirsutum FP-91666 SS1, 420 nucleotides. RefSeq lists its product as uncharacterized. The coding region runs from base 1 to 420 and encodes 139 amino acids. NCBI's taxonomy places the organism in Eukaryota, Fungi, Basidiomycota, Agaricomycetes, Russulales, Stereaceae. The transcript is spliced from 3 exons. The record is from RefSeq and is a predicted model, not a curated record.
AUGGUUUUAGGAUACCUCAACGAGAACAGGCCGAGGACGAAGAUGGAGGUAUUGGGACACGCAUUGAGAGAUGCGAGGAUGGAGCUGGACACCCUGCGUAGCGUGUCUGCUGGCCUGGAGUACGACGUACGUGCGUAUGAAGUCACGUUGAACCGAUUUGAGGAGAAAUACAAGAUGCUUGGACCCGCCGCUGGGGCUGUUGAGAGCGAGCGUGGCACUCGGCACCCCGAAGGACUGAGUUUGAGUUGGGAGCUCGCAAAUAUUGCAACGGGGUCGGCAUGGACCGUGGCGGGCCUGCUGGACGGAGUGAGAUGUUUGAGGAGGGGUGUACUGUUGGCUAUUCAGAAGGCACGUCAAUCGCAACCAGGGAUGCAUCGCGAACAGUCGUACGAGAAGGACGAGUAUGAGUCGAUUGUCUGA